Messenger RNA from Oryzias melastigma (Indian medaka), 1339 nucleotides. Its product is annotated as centromere protein Q. The coding region runs from base 223 to 1041 and encodes 272 amino acids. The record is from RefSeq and is a predicted model, not a curated record. NCBI's taxonomy places the organism in Eukaryota, Metazoa, Chordata, Actinopteri, Beloniformes, Adrianichthyidae. The transcript has 8 exons.
CAAUCGCUAUACGCAUGCGCACUGUAAAUAACAGAAAGCGCGAAACCUAAACAAGUCGGUUGAUAUCCUGGUGUAAUGAUUCAAGUUUGUGAGGCAGAUAGGUUUUUGUCAUGAUAUUUGCAUUUAAUCUGAAUGUUUUUACUUUUAUCCGCACGUAAGUUAGUUAUUUGUUUAUUUUUCGGUGACGUUUAUUUCCAGCUCAGAUAAACGACAUUAGCAAACAUGAAGCCUGUGCGAGGUUCAAAACGAGCCUCUUCACAGGCGCCCAGUUUGAAGAAGAAACGAGCCAAACCUCAAAAAUCAUCAUCGGAUCAGGACGAAGAACAAAGUGAUGGAAACCAAAACAAACCCACUUACUCCAAAACGGUUCACAAAAAGAAAGCCUCGUCGGUCCGGAAGAAGAAAGGAGUCCCAGACAGCUGGGUGUUGAUGCCGGGCUCCUCCAUCACUGCUGUGGAGAACAUCCUGGACCUGUCAAUACUAACAACUCUUGCCUUGAGGACUUCAGACAAGAAGGAGAGUCAGACACAUCUGAACACUCUGAAAACCAGGUUUUUAUCAGAUUGUGCUCAGCUCAAAGUGCCAAAGGUGAAGCAGAAACACACGACUCAUGUAUCUCUUUACCGCCAAGAGGAGACCAAAAAGUCACUGAUGGGCCAAAAGACUCUCAGCUCGCUCAAGAAAGACUUGAAGAGCGUGGUCAGCGCGCUGGAGAAGGUAGAAGAACAGACAGUGUUGCUGGAGCGUGAGUGCAGUACCUUAAGAGAAGAGCUGGAGGAGGAAGAAGAGAAAGCCAAACAGAUUUUACAAAUAGCAGAUCGCUCCGUUCUCAAACUUCCUCCUGUUCCAUCACUCGCAGAAGAAGACACUUUACAGUCUCGCUUGAAGAAGAUCAUACCGGCCAACAGUUUUGAGUCGGUUGCUCGCAAACUGGGAGCAGCCUUACAGAAACCCAAAGCCAACCAGGAGGCGCAGGCGCUCCUCACAGAGGCUCAGAAAAAUGCUGAGCGGCUCUUUAACCCUCUGCAUAAAGAUGGGUGAAGUUCCUGCCAAAGACAAGCCUCUAACGCUGAAAUAGUUUCUACCGUUUUUGCUGAACUAGACACGAUUUACCUGUUUGUUACUCUGAACGUGUGUGUCUUGCUGUGGUGAAUGAUAUCUGAAAGCCAUUUCCCUUUUCUUGUUUUUUUCACUAGAGCUCACCACAUAUUAUUUCCCUUUUGUCAUUUUCUGUUGAAUUCACCACUUUACUUCUCAAAGAUGUAACUGGGAAUUUGUGUUUGAUUGAUCUUUCAAAUAAAAAUCUUUUUGUCCAGUUUUGUGGACUAUAAAACCCAAA